AUAUUUUUAUACCUUACAUUAUGGUUGUAACCUGAUGAACACACCUUCACCAUGGUUACGGAAGACUGUGGGAUCCAGGAAAAAAAUCAUCACAGCUCUGCAUCGUUCCGUAUAUCAUUCAGUGCUUUAUCUUUGAGAAAAGGGAAUGGAGCCAUUUGUGCAGCGCCAGAACCCGUUGACGUCGCAACCGAUAAUAUUCACGAUGAUGCAUCGUCAAUUGAGAGCACAUGUUUCCCCAAUGCUUCAUUGGUAACCUUCUCAUUAAAGAUUUUGUGCAAGGAUAACAAGAAUCCAGAAGAUUGGCAACUAUGUUGUAAAAGUGAAACGCAGCCUAUUGUGACCCAUUGCAUAGACAAAGGGGGUACUUAUAUAUCGUUUUUGUUAAAUUAUACAGAGAGUUUGCCAUUGUUUUUGAAAAGGCGAGUUUUCUCCAAGGAAAAUGAAACUGUUCAUCGAACAAAUCCCCAAUUAGAUAGUUCUGUUGUUGAAACAACAGCGCAAUGUCAUUCACCAGACAAGCUAUUAGAGUCUCAAAUAUUCAAGAUAUCCAUCGGAGUUGCAAUUGUAAAUUCUGGGAAGGUGGUAUAUGUUGGGCAUGGUAGUAGAAUCCUUCGAUCUAUAGAUCUAUAUGGAAAUCGCAUAAGUUUGCAAUUGUCUGGUGACUUUUGUAACAGGAAUAUCCACUCACGUAAAGAAAUAUCUGACGCCUUCGUAUUUUUCGAUGUAGACGCUCGUAAUGUGAGAUGGAUACCAUCUACUGAGCAUUGUCCAAUGCCCACAAAUCAUAUUUCUGAGAACUCUGCUAGAACGACACAUUUUGAUAUCAUGCCUGCUGUUUCAUUAAAUCGCAGUGUAAAACACGCCAAUGCUUCAAUAAACAGGAAUAUAAAUCAAGAUAAUCUAAGUGGCAUUAACGAUUACGCGGUUGAGAAAACAACAGAAAAACGGAAGCAAUACAUGGGCGACGAUAUACGUGUUAUGCCUCACUCAUUCCCAGUUUCAUUGAAUGGGCUCCCCCAACGUAGGGAACGUGAGGUUUUGCAAAGUACUAUAUAUGUAUCAUCAGAUCCGAAAUAUAAAAUUUCUGUGUUGGACAUAAAUAACCUAUCAGGUGACCCUAAUUGCUGGCAAGCCCCUGAAACGUGGAAAAAACCACCUACUACAGAAUUAUUACAGAAAAAAGAUAACGUAAAGAUUCUAAACCCUCAAUCAUCAAGAGUUUUAACGAAGACCAACGAAGCUGCCGAUAAUGCCCCCGUUGAUGUUGUAAGUCAACAAGAGAGGGUGACGAAAUCAGAUGUGGAGGAAGAGGAGAAUAAACCUGGUUUCCUGGCAGAAAUGUGGCAGAGCAUGUUUGGUGGAAACGAAGAAAAUGCGCCUGAAGUUGUAGGGGAUCCACAAAUAGACAAUGUACAAAGUAUUAUUGAACCGGUGCCAGUGAAAAAAGAGAUAAUUCUGAGGGCAAAGAAAUAUUCUGAUGUUAAUGUGGAUGAUUCGAAACCAACAUUUUGCCGUUUUACGAUUGGCUAUAAAGAUUGUGGUACAAGAGAUGCGGCAUUGUUAGAAUCUGCAUCUCAGCUAUUUGAUUGCACCUUUGCAAAUAUCUCUGAUAUAAUAUCUACACCGGAUUUCCAAAUCAGCAUCGAAAACGUAUGUAUCAAGCCAAAAUGUGAUGAUUCCAUUGCUUUCUCAGUUACAAUCCCAAGUGAAAGAUCUAAUGAUGUAGCUUACAUUAAGAACAUGAUGCUUCCAUUUUCAAAGCUAUCUUUGAAUUCAAUCGAUUCAAUUUCCUUUUUAUUACGUAUUUUACACCCGGUUGACCUCCAUUCACCAAAUGAUAUGAACCUGCCAGAUUUGUUAAAGAGUAUGGAUCUAGGUAGUGUUAUGUCUGUGGUGGAUGUAAGUGUAGGAUCGGACCCGAAUAAACUUUCUAACGACAUCGAGGCUCAUGAAAAAUCGGAAACUCUGCCAUUGCGUAAAUCACAUUCUGAAACUGCGAUCUAUUGCAAUGAUGUACUAUCGAAAGGAACUAACCAGGAAACUAUAGCGGAUCACAUCCCUUGUAUUAGUGCUAGAGAUUCAAUGUCCACUGACACAUGGAUGCAGAUGAUUAACCGUAUAUUGGAUAAUCGCAGUGACGGCAUGAUACAAAUCACAUCGCCACGUUCAUCUUUACCAAUACACCUCGACCAAAAGUGGGUCGUCGUAUUGAAACAACUUCUAAAUACAGUUAAGGAUGGCAACUCUGAGAACCAUUCUACAGAAGAUGUCAAAUUUACGUGGUCAUCUUUAUAGAUUUUACCAAAACUCUGACGUGGGAACUGAUGACAUAAUUGAUGUAUAAUUAUUUACAUAGUGCGUUAUGAGCUGCCCAUGACAUUUCAUUUAACAAUCUUCUUAGGUACGUAC
Babesia bovis T2Bo is the source of this 2409-nucleotide messenger RNA. RefSeq lists its product as uncharacterized. The record is from RefSeq and is a predicted model, not a curated record. The transcript has a single exon. NCBI's taxonomy places the organism in Eukaryota, Apicomplexa, Aconoidasida, Piroplasmida, Babesiidae. The coding region runs from base 52 to 2295 and encodes 747 amino acids.